AUGCGCCGGCGGUCUGACGCGCCUCCACCUGGCCCCCGGCGCCGGCGUGGGUUGGUUAGCUCCGUGGUGGAGCACACGCUGGAACGGCUGAGGGUGUUGCUCAGGCCUCAGCUGCUGGCCAAAUCCGUCACGGUAGGCUGGUUCCCGGCUCAUCACCAGACCGAUGGGUGUUUAAGCUCCACUAAGCCUGAGAGGAUCAUGGAGUGUGCAGUUGGUGGAGAUGUUGGCUUUGAUUCAGGUUUCGUUCAGUUUUCUGAGAAAUUGACAGGAAGAAGAAAAAGAGAGCACAGAACCUCAGCUGUUUCCUGUUAUGCUGAUGGGAAGAUGUCAUUUUCUAACAAGAAGCCACAGAGAGAGCUGAAGAGAUACAUGUGGGAGAUAAUGGAGGUGAUUCAGGAGAUGAGGUUGUGCUUGUCUCUCAGGAACAGCAGCAUCGUGACUGCGAGCAUGUUUGUCUGCAAACAUUUAAUGCCCUGCAAAUAUCACAAUGGUCCUCUGAGGCCAGACAUGGCUCUUGCCAUCAACAAAACCUUCUCUGAAGAAAGCCCUAAACCCUUCGGUCCCGCAUCGCCACACUCCACCAAGGAUGCCUUUGAUGCCAUCCAAAACUAUUUUCAUCUUUCCUCUGUGAGCCCGAGCCAUGUUUAUGAGUUAUCCAUACAUUCUCCACGGAUAGUUGCACUUGUGUGCCAGACAUGAACAUGUGUGUGCAACAAAAAAAAUAUUUCUCUGCUCCAACAUUGGCUUUGAAAGGAACACUCAAAUCUGUUUUUGCUAUGAUAUCUUCAAACCUCAGCAGGGUAAAACAUCAGAGAAAUGACUGGUACGAGGUUAAAAUCAAUUACAAAUUGCUGCUCUGUGUUUUUAAUACUCAGCAUUUCAUACAUAAUGUCUAACAGCUGAUUUCUAAAUGAUCACCGCAGUUACAGCCUCUCAGCAUCAAUUAAGCUCAUAGCAGCGUUCAUCAGAUUAUUCGAGGUUAUGCACCAGUGACAGCAGAUGCCAUCAUUCUGUGUUAAGUGUAUACUCUGUCUAAAAGCAAGCCACUGUGCAUGUGAACAAUGCCACCAGUUGCUGUGGGUCGUAUCUUGGUUUUCGGCCAGCAUACGGGGAGGGAGAGCGCACCCCACAAAAGA
Molecule: messenger RNA, 1136 nt
Organism: Menidia menidia (Atlantic silverside)
Lineage: Eukaryota; Metazoa; Chordata; Actinopteri; Atheriniformes; Atherinopsidae
Source: the annotation of a GenBank genome assembly